Molecule: messenger RNA, 1064 nt
Organism: Spinacia oleracea (spinach)
Lineage: Eukaryota; Viridiplantae; Streptophyta; Magnoliopsida; Caryophyllales; Amaranthaceae
Exons: 3
Coding region: 147-1064 (305 amino acids)
Source: RefSeq, a predicted model, not a curated record
AGGCCUUCUGCGCAUCCGAAGAAAGCGAAAGCUUCUCAGUCUUCGGAGAAGGUAUUUGUUCUGACUUGGAGCCUUUGUGAUCCGUUCUCUCUUUUUCUGAAACUGACCUUUGAGCGUUUGCCCUGUAGGAAGAAGUUUCGGAAGUCAUGCCUCCUCCAAAAAAUCUCCUUCACUUCAUGCCCUUGCCAGGGCAGAAGUUGAAGAGUGUGGUGGUUGCGGAACCGCCGCCCGUGGACCAACCGUUGGCCGAGGAAGAUACCAUCCCCUCUCCGCUGAAGCCGUCUGCUGCUUUGGGGAUCGAGAUCAAGGAUAUAACCAAGGUGAUGGAGGCAAUUGAAGCCGACCUUGUUCCUGGCUCGGAUGUCCCUACUGUGGCCGAGCGGAAGGAAGAAUCUGCUGACGUUUCUCUCGCAAGGGAGAGAAGUCCAGAUAAGGAGAUGGUGGAUCUCACCGAGGCUCACAUGGAGGUUCCCGAAGCUGAGAAGGAGGUCCCUUCUGCUGAGAAGGAGCAACCCGAGCAGGGUCUGACGAGGAAGAGGCGCCACUCGACCUUGGGCUCUACUUCGACCUCGGCCCUGGAUAGACUGAUCCACGCUGACCCUUGCUCGGAUGUUCCGCUGAAACGGAUCCCCGAGGAGGUAAGGGAGGCGAUGGCUCGCUAUGCUAGGGCUCCGGUUUUGGGGGAGAACCCCAUGGCUCACGUGGGAUCUUUGGUGGGUCCCGAAGCUGCACGGGAGAAUCUUCUUCGGGCCAACCCGCAGUGGAGGGUUCCUGGAGCUGAGGAGAGGAACCCAGCUAUGAUGGCUCAGUAUUAUCUGAAUGAGGCUGUUUUCUGGUCCUCGUUCGCUUCCGAGUGUAGCUCGGUUGAGGAGAGGCAGUUGAGGAGGUAUCAGGAGGCUUAUGCUCGUGAUAUCCCUGUCUUGGACCAGAAGGCUGGGCAGCUCAUGGCCGAGAUGGUGGACCUCAAGCUACUGUACCUUCAGUACAGUCGUGAGGCUAGGGAAUCGGCUGAGCAGAUCGGGGCCGAGCCAGGAAGCGGAGGCGAGGCUUGUUCAGUUUGUUAA